Messenger RNA from Perca fluviatilis (European perch), 7903 nucleotides. Its product is annotated as trichohyalin-like. Lineage: Eukaryota; Metazoa; Chordata; Actinopteri; Perciformes; Percidae. The record is from RefSeq and is a predicted model, not a curated record.
GCCGAGCAUGCGCAGAGUGUCGCAGCUAACCACAUCAGAAACCAAUCCAUAAACGUGUUUACGGAAUUUAAAUUAAACAACAGCGAGAGUUUUCAAGGAAAGAGAAGCUUCCUGUGAAGAGUACAGGGAUGAAGUUCCCUGUGGAUCUCCUGGCUGAUGUUAGCCACACAGAACUGGAGCGGCUGGCCCACACCUACAUGAACAACCUUCUUUACAGCAACCCGGAUGCUCCUGAACACCUCACCCUCCCUGACUCCACCCAGGUCACCAUCAACAUUUGCAGUGUGGGCUUCGUCCCUCUGUAUGGAUCCAGUGAUAAGCAGAAGGUCCUGGCCCUCUUCUCUCCCACUGAGCCGCUAACUGCUGUGGCUCUGUACCUGCUGGACCAGUGGUGGCCCGUGGAUGACAUCCUCAAGACAGCAGACCCUGCUCGGGAUGGAGCGGUGGAGGUGGAGACAGUAGGAGAGAGAAUAGUUCUGUACAUCCUUAACCGUGUGGUCUAUAGAGCCAGAGAGAUGAGCUCUGAAGAGCUGCCCUUCCUCUGCCACGGAGAAAAAGAUCACGCCAAAAUCCUCUGGAGUAACGGAGAGGCUGUGGGCUUCUACUCAGUCAAACCCUCAGGCAGCUUUUCUAAUUCGUUUGCCACCAGAAGCUAUCAGCUCCCUGUGAUGGACUCCAUCUUUGUGAGGAGAUGUCAGCGUGGGAAAGGCUUUGGCCUGCAGAUGCUGGAGGACUUUGUGCUCAGUUUCAAAGAGGACUGUCUGGGGUUGAGGUACCCCCUCACAAAAUCCAUGUAUAAAGUGUGUGAGAAGUACCUGAGGCAGUUCCCAGGAGACACAGACCUGCUGUGGGAGGUGGAGAGCGUCGGUGGGCCCAACCAGAGGACCAACAUGGCCAGCAAGAUCCAGGCCAUGGAUCACAGCGCAGUAUCCAGGAGUCUGUCCUUCACAGAGGAAUCACUUGUGAUUACUGAGAUGACUGAGAAGGAUGUGGUCAUCACCACUCAAAUAAAAGAAGCUGAAUCCAUCGAAUGCACAGUUGAAAUCGUGGAGGAAGUGACAGUCCUGAGCACUACCAAAGCAGGUUCAGAGGCUGAAGUUCCACUCACAGCCCGGGGCCGGAGCAGUGGCUCAAAACGAAGGAAGACUGCAGAGGAAAAGGUUAUCAGAAUCGAGGACAUUGAAGCAGAAACCCCCAGAGAGGAGCAGGAGAAUGUCUCUGAGUCGAUGCAGACUAAGGCUGUCAGUGUGGCUCCUGAAGAACAGGGACAGGAUGUAGUUGACACUGCAGCCACCAAGUCGGAACAACCAGAUGCUGUCCUGAAGCCACAAGACCCUGAAACAGCUGAUGUGACAUCAGCUGCUACGACUGAGGAGGCACCAGCGGAAGCCGACGCCCCCCAGGAUCUGAACAACACCGCCCGGGACUCACAGAUCACAGUUGAGAAUGUGGCAUCAGAAUUGGAGGAAGAGUGUCCGGAGGAAGACACUGCAGUGCCGGCAGUCUCUAAAGAAGUGUUGGAGUUACACACAGAAGCAGAAACGCUGGAUAAAGUGGGGGAGGAAACUCAGAUCACUGAUGAAAAGUGGGAAGAAAGAGUUCCACAACACGAGGUAAGUCUGUCACCACGUGAAACAUCAGAGAAUGGCGAAGCAGGAAUAACAGGAGGAACAACUGUCCAGCGUAAAACCCCCAGACGGAGAUAUACACGCCACAGCAAGCCGGAGGAGGGGGUGAAGGAGGAAACUGCAGCCCAGGACGGAGGGAUAAGUUUGAGAAGAAGAACGGUCAUGAACACACCCACACCCAAACGCAAAUACACCAGACGCUGCCAGAAAGUCUGUGAAGACUCAGAGGAAGAGGUGGAAGAGGUGGCAGAGGAGAAUGACGUUUCGGCUGAAGGAGUGGAGGAGUUAGCUGAAACUGGAGAAGGAGUAAAAGAGGAUGCAGUUGAGCUGGAGGAAUUAAGAGAAGAAAAGCAACAGCUGGAAGAUGAACAACAACUGACAAAUGAAGAGAAGACGGAGAAACAACCAGAGGCGGAGGGGACUGCACUGACAGAGGAAGAGGAGGGUGAACAUGUAACGCAUGGAUCUGAGAGAGAAAAAGAAGCUGACCUGGGAGCAGGAGCUUCCACUGGGGGAGAGCAAGCACAUGAACAAGAGGAGGUCGCUGACAGGCCAGAAAAAGAGAUAUCCACCGAGGAACUAAGCGCUGUGGAAGAAGAGACGAUUCCAAAGGCAGAGGAAGCAGCAGGGGACGUUAUAGCUUCAACUGAGGGGAACGGGGAGGAGAGCAAGGACGAGACGGAGCCUGUCUCGGUGAUGGAAGCAGCAGAGGAGGGAGAGGCCGUCAGUGUCUCUGCUGCUGCAGAUACAGCUGUCAGAGACACUGCUGCUGAUGUAGAAACAGCAGUCAGAGACACUGCUGCUGAUGCAGAAACAGCUGUCAGAGACACUGCUGCUGAUGUAGAAACAGCAGUCAGAGACACUGCUGAUGUAGAAACAGCUGGCAGAGACACUGCUGCUGAUGUAGAAACAGCAGUCAGAGACACUGCUGAUGCAGAAACAGCUGGCAGAGACACUGCUGCUGAUGUAGAAACAGCUGGCAGAGACACUGCUGAUGCAGAAACAGCUGUCAGAGACACUGCUAAUGCAGAAACAGCAGUCAGAGACACUGCUGCUGAUGUAGAAACAGCUGGCAGAGACACUGCUGCUGUAGAAACAGCUGGCAGAGACACUGCUGCUGAUGUAGAAACAGCUGUCAGAGACACUGCUGCUGAUGUAGAAACAGCUGUCAGAGACACUGCUGAUGUAGAAACAGCAGUCAGAGACACUGCUGAUGCAGAAACAGCUGUCAGAGACACUGCUGCUGAUGUAGAAACAGCUGUCAGAGACACUGCUGAUGCAGAAACAGCAGUCAGAGACACUGCUGCUGAUGUAGAAACAGCAGUCAGAGACACUGCUGAUGCAGAAUCAGCUGUCAGAGACACUGCUGAUGCAGAAACAGCUGGCAGAGACAGUGCUGCUGAUGCAGAAACAGCUGGCAGAGACAGUGCUGCUGAUGUAGAAACAGCUGGCAGAGACACUGUUGCUGCUGCUGCAGAAACUGCCGUCAGACAGGCUGAAGAGCCUCAGGAAAAGGAAUCUGGCUCUGAAACCUCCAAGCUCCAGAAAGCCACCGUCAUCCUAGUGGACAUCAAAACAAGCUGCCAUUAUCUCAGUGUGAAGAAGGCAGACGAAACAUCUGCUGAUGCACAGAGUGCUGCUGCAGAAAAGCAACAGGAAGAGGAGGAUGGAGGGAAGCAGGAAGACAUUACAGACCUAUGUGUAGAGGUGAGUGCCGAGGCCCAGACUGCCGAGAAGGAAAAGCUUCAAGAAGACAACUCUGAAAAAGAGAAAGAAUCUGUGGAGGAAAAAAGUGAAGCAGAGGAAGCACUGGUUCCUGAAACAAGAGACAACACAGGUGAGGGUGUUAGUGAAGAAGCAGCAAGAGGCACUGAUGAGGUGGAGGCUGUGGCAAUCACACCGGAGGAGAAGCAGUCUGCAAAUGGAGAGCCAGAGGACGCUGACCAGAGUCCCCCAGCAGCCGAAGUGGACGAGACGGACAAGGCGAUGAGCUUGGAGGAGGAGGAAGCGCCAGUUGUUGAGACCAGAGCUCUGAGACGUAGAACAAAAACUAGCACAGCCACACCGAGACGCAAAACAAGAAGCAGAAAGCAAGUGGAUGCACAUGAAGCAGAAGAAGAACCAGCAGUGACUGCAAGAACACUGAGAGGUGGGAGGACAUCUGCAUCGCACACACCUAAAGGCAAAUCCAGGAGAGGCCGCAAACACAUCCAGGAAGAAGAGCGAAAGGGAGAAGAGGAAACGGGAGCAGAGGAGGAAGAGGCAGCAAAGGAAACAGCCGAAGAAAAUACAGAUAUAGAGGGAGAGGAAAAGGAAAAGGUUGAGGAAGAGGUAGAGGCAAUCGUUGAAGAAGUGGGAAAGGAAAAGGUUGAAGAAGAGGGAGAGGAAAAGGAAAAGGUUGAGGAAGCGGGAGAAGAAAAGGUGGAGGAAGAGGGAAAGGUUGGGGAAGAGGGAGAGGAAAAGGUGGAGGAAGAGAUGGAGGCAAAGGUUGAAGAAGAGGGAAAGGAAAAGGUUGAGGAAAAGGUGGGGGGAGAGGAAAAGGAAAAGGUUGAGGAAGAGGGAAAGGUUGAGGAAGAGGGAGAGGAAAAGGUGGAGGAAGAGAUAGAGGCAAAGGUUGAAGAAGAGGGAAAGGAAAAGGUUGAGGAAAAGGGAGAGGAAAAGGUGGAGGGAGAGGAAAAGGUUGAGGAAGAGGAAGAGGGAAAGGUUGAGGGAGAGGAAAAGGGAGAGGGAAAGGUUGAGGAAGCUGCCCCAGAAAGAGGGGAGGGUGUAGAGCCAGAAAUCGAUGCGGAGGAAGGGGAAGCUGUGGCAGAGCGAGGCCGAGAUGCAGCGGAAGAUCCGUCAGAAGGCGUAUCCAGAGAUGCAGACAGGGAGGAAGAGGCCUUAGGGGAAGAGUGUGGUGAGAGGAAAGCAGCCAAGGGGGGUGAGGAGGGGGAACUAGCACCAACCACUGUGACUAGAUCUCUGAGGAGUGGUGGGAAGACGUCCAAGGCUCCAAAAAGCAGGUCCAGACGAAGCAAGAAGCAGCCAGCCAAAGAGGAAGAGGAGGAGGGACAGAGACAACUCCAGAACCAGAAAGAGGGACCAAAGGAAUCAGCUGAGGAAGCAGAGGAAGAGGAAAAAACAGGGCUGGGGUCAGUCGAAGACCCCCCGACAGAAGGGGAGGAAGCUGUCACAGCAGAAACAGGAGAGCCGUCAGAAGGAACUCUGCCGGUGGCUGAAGAGGAAGCUGCAGAGGAUUCAGUACAAGAAGGAGACACUGACACUUCAUUACCCAAAGCCAGCGUGGACUCAGCUGUACUGCCACCGAGUGGAGAAGAGGGGCAACAGGCAGCCCAGCUCUCGGUAAGCCAUACUGAUGUCCAGGAAGAAGCUGCAGCUGCAGAGGAGGCUCUUCCUGCUGAGGCAGAGGAGGAGCAGAGAGAGGAAGCAGCUAUUGCAGAGGAGGAUGUUCCUGAGGGGACAGAAAACUCUGAGCUGGAGAAGGCGACAGGGGAAGAGGAUAAAGUGGAAGCAGUCCCAACAGCAGACCCAGGGGAGGGCAGAGCUAAUGAAGAGGAGGCUGAAGGUGUUAAGGAUGAGGAGCAGGAAGCUACAGUCCCAGAAACCAGAGCACGCAGGAAGCAGGCAGGCCAAGCCACGCCCAGAAGUAGACUAACAAGAAGCAGACAGGAGAAUGCUGAGGUAGGAAAGGACGCAGCUUCAGAAAGUCAGAAAGAGGAACCGACAGUCCGGGUUCUGAGGAGGGGGAGGAAGCUUAUCCCUGUCACGCAAAGACGUACAACAAAAAGAACCCACCCAGAUGAAGAGGAGGGAGGAGAUGAAUCUGCAGCAGGUGAGGCGAGAGAGGCAGAGGAAGAAGAGGAACAGCAGCAGAUUGUUGAUCAGGAGAAGGAAAAGAGACUUGAUGAAAGGGAUGCAACUGAACGAGUAGAAACUAUGGACGCAGAAAUGAGCCAAGACAAAGAGGAGACUGUGGCAGAGGAAGCUGUCUUACAACAAGAUGCCUCAGAGCAGGGACAGGGCCACGGGACCGGGACAGUUGCAGAUGUGGACACAGAUGUUGGACAGCCUGCUGAUGAGGGGAAGAGCUCGGAUGUUCAAGAAGAAGUAGUCCCAACACAAGAGACAAUGGAGGGGGAACAGUCAACCUCAGCAGUGAUGGGAAGUCCCCAAGAGACCCUAGAGACAGCAGAGGACGACGAGGCAAAAGGUGUGUCUGAGGAGGAGGAAGCACCCGUUACUGAAAGAGGCAAAACCACCAACAUACAAGAGGAAGAGGCAGCUGGAGAGAAAAGCACGGAAGCCGAUGAACCAGUGGUAGGAACAAGAGUUCUGAGGAAGGGUCGGAGGUCUGCUGCUGCCACACCUCAGCGUAAACCCAAAAGAGUCCGCACACAGCCUCAGACAAAGGAAGAGCAAGAGGAAGUAGCUGCUCCUGCUGAAGAGACACAAGCAGAGGAAGCCAAAGCUGAUGAGAAGGAAGACAACAGUGAUGAGAAGACUGAAGAAAGAGAUGGGGAUGAAGCUGCACCAGAGCAGGAAGAAGAAGCUAUAGAGCCAGAGGUUGAGAUGGAAAAAGAAGACACGGUGGCAAAGGAAGAGGACCGGUCUGCUGUUUCUGAGCCAUGUGAAGACAGACAGGGAGAGACGUCCGCUGGGGAAAGAGCUGAAGAGACACCAAAUACAGAUGAGGGAAAGGUUACUGACCAGGAAGAAGCAGAAAGUGUUGAAACAACAGUCCUGAGAAGCGGUAAAAAGACAGGGAGAGCCACAACCAGAAGCAAAACCACAAAAAGGCCAGAGGAAGAGGCAGCUGGAGAGAAAAGCACGGCAGACGGUGAACCAGCGGUAGAAACAAGAGUUCUGAGGAAGGGAAAAAGGUCUGCUGCUGCCACACCUCGGGGUAAAUCCAAAAGAGUCCGCACACAGCCUCAGACAAAGGAAGAGGAAGAAGCUGCUCCUGCUGAAGAGACACAAGCAGAGGAAGCCAAAGCUGAUGAGAAGGAAGACAACAGUGAUGAGAAGACUGAAGAAAGAGAUGGGGAUGAAGCUGCAGCAGAGCAGGAAGAUGAAGAGGCAGGGCAGGAACCACUUGAGGAGAAAGGGGAGGAAGCAGAGGAAGAAGGAAAGAGUAUGGAAAUGGACAAAGACAAAGAAGUGCGAGAGGAAGAGUCUGCUGUAGGAGAUGCAGAGCAGAUGAAGGAAGUAUUGCCUGAAGAAGAGGACAAGAGUGCGGAAGCUGUGGAAGAGAGUUCACCAGCUGAGGUAGAAGAGACAACGUCAGCCGAGGAAGAGGAAACCACCGUCACAGAAGGAUCCCCUGAAGUGGGAGGUGACAGUGGCGUCGCUGGAGAAGAGGAUCUAUCUGUGGCGGCAGAGGAAGAAGCUCCGGCUGUAACAACCAGAGCGCUGCGGAGCAAAACAAAAACUUCAGCCGCCACUCCAUCACGGAGGUCCAGGAGAGGAGCAGUGCAGACGCAGCAGCAGGAAGAGGAAGAUCCUGAGGAAGAAGAAGUGCACCAAUCGACUGGUGACUCACCUCGAAGAUCGGUGCGAAAAAAGCCCCGAGUGGAUUACCGAGAAAACGAUGAUGAAGGAGAGCGAGGCGAGACGGAGGCCACAGCUGACCAGCAGGAAGAGGAUGAAGAGGAGGACAGAGAGGACGAGAAAGCGAAACGUUCUGCAGAGCAGCCGGCAGAGAAGCUGGACAAUCUGAGUUUAGUGUUAGACACAGAUGAGGAGGGGGAGACAGCAGGGUUGAGUCCAGAGGACCAAGAAGAGGAGCAGAAUAUGUCAGAGGAAGAGGCGGAGCCUGUAGUGAUUGGAAAGAGAGUUUUAAGAGGGAGGUCAGUUCCUUCAGUGAUAAUCACCCCCCAGGCUAAGUCCACACGCCGCAGUGCUAGAGUUCAGAAAGCGGAGGAGGAAGAAGAGAAGAGCCCGCGCUCCGCUCAGAAGAGAAGAGCUGAAGGAACACCAGCUCGCAGAUCUCAGCGUUACAGCAGAGUUUAGGAUGCUCUGAAUGCUACGAUCAACAUCCACACAAAAUACAUGUAGUAGUGUGCAGUCACAGAACUGGGAAAUGCAAAAGAAACAACACAUGCUCAUAGUCAAUGUUUAAUGCAAGCUUCGGCAGUGUGCAGGCAGGCUCACAGCGUACACUUACAAACACCUGUGUGUCCUCCAUGUGGACUUAGAGCGAGACCCUUUGAAAUGUUAGUUAGUGAACAUGAACACACGUUUCAGCAUGAACCAUUAACCUGUGACAGAGCCCCCCC